This is a messenger RNA of Balaenoptera musculus (blue whale), 2641 nucleotides long. It is a transcript of the gene CCDC154, whose product is annotated as coiled-coil domain containing 154. The record is from RefSeq and is a predicted model, not a curated record. Gene Ontology annotation, biological process: bone mineralization involved in bone maturation. NCBI's taxonomy places the organism in Eukaryota, Metazoa, Chordata, Mammalia, Artiodactyla, Balaenopteridae.
AUGCGGCCCUCCUUCAUGUGUGGUGCAGGUGGGCAGUGCCCCAGCGGGGACACCCCUGAGGGAGAUGCAGGCGAGAGGCUCAGACACCCACAGGUGGGGAAGCACCUGGGGCCGCCCCACACCCAUGGGAGGGAGGCCCCUGGCCACUGCAUCCUUGUCCACAUUGCUCCUGGGGCUGCUGCAGAGCCCCCGGGGAAGGCACUCUUUCCCUCCCCCUGCAUCCUGGCCACCAUCCUUGUCUGCAAACUCAGGCAAACCCCAAGGUACCUUCUUAUAGAGCCGGCAGACAGCAACCCCUCAUCAGGGACCUCGCCACCCUCCCAGCCGGGCACCAUCACCCCGGAGGACCUGGAGCUCCUCCUGGAGGAGGGGCUGGCCAGCUCUGAGUCCUUGAGUCUGGAAGAGAUCUCGGAGAGAUAUGAGUCAAUUUGCCUGCCUUCCACCGCUUCGGUCACAGAGCAGGACACCCCCAAGCGCUGGAAGCAGCUGGAGCAGUGGGCGGCCGACCUGCAGGCCGAGGUGGUGUUGCUGCGGGGACACAAGGCCUGCUGCGAGCACACCACGCUGAGCCUGCUGCGGGAGCUGCGGCAGGUGCAUGCCUGCUUGCAGCUGCAGGACUCAGAGCUGAAGAGGCUGCAGCAGGCGGCUCAGGCCUCCGAGAAGGAGGCUCUCCAGUUCCCCAGCCUGCAGAACCAGAACCAGAUGCAGACCCUGAACAAGAGGCUGGUGGAGGUCCGGGAGGCCCUGACCCAGAUCAGGAGGAAGCAGGCGCUCCAGGACUCUGAGCGGAAGGGCGCCGAGCAGGAGGCCAGCCUUAGGUUGUCUGAGCUGACCGAGAAGCUGAAGCAGGAGGAAAGGGACCGGGAGGUGACCUGUGGGGCCCUGCAGAAGAGCCAGGAGGAGGCCAGCCAGAGGGUGGGCCAUGAGGUGGCCAGGAUGCAGGCCCAGAUGACCAAGCUCAGGGAGGAGAUGAGCCUCCGCUUUCUCAGGAGGGAGGCCAAGCUAUGCAGCUUCCUGCAGAAGAGCUUUCUGGCCCUGGAGAAGAGGAUGAAGGCCUCAGAGAGCGCACAGCUGCGGGCGGAGAGCAGCCUGCAGGAGGAUCUGGAGAGCAAGUGGCAGCAACUCCGGGAGCUGGACGCAGAGCGCACGCGGGCCCUGCAGGGGCAGAGGCAGGAAGAGUGCCACCUCCUGGAGCAGUGUCGGGGCCUGGACAAGGCUGUGGUCCAGCUGACCGAGUUCAUGCGUCAGAACCAAGCAUCACUGAGCCAUGUCCUGCUGGCCGAGCAGAAGGCCUGGGAUGCUAAGGGGCAGUUGGAGAACAGCCGGGCCGGAGAGCUGGCUACCUACCUGCAGGAGAGCCUGGAGGCCAUGCAGCUGGCCAGCGAGCUGGCCCAGCAGGAGAUGCACAGUGCCCUGGAGCUGCUCCGAGAGAAGAGCCAGGCCCUGGAGGUGUCCGUGGCUGAGCUGGUCAGGCAGGUGAAGGACAUGAGUGACCACUUCCUGGCCCUGAGCUGGAGGCUGGACCUGCAGGAGCAGACGCUGAGCCUGAGGCUGUGCGAGGUACAGAGUGAGUGGGGAGUUGCAGAGCAGCGAUGGCAGGAAGGCCUGGCCCGGUGUCGAGAGGAGGCCAAGGCGCAUCUACGGGAGGUGCAGCAGAGAGUGGACAUCCUGCCCCAGCAGAUAGAGGCCGUCGCCGACAGGUGCAUCCUUCACAAGAGUGACUCAGACCUCAAGAUCUCCACCGAGGCCAAAGCCAGAGAGUUCGAGGGCGAGGCCGUGAGGCAGGAGCUGGCUGCUCUGCUGUCCUCUGUGCAGCUGCUCAGAGAGGGCAACCCCGGGCGGAAGAUCGCCGAGAUCCAGGGCAAGCUGGCCACGUUUCAGAACCAAAUGAUGAAGUUGGAAAGCAGCAUCCAGGACAACAAGACCAUCCAGAAUCUCAAGUUUAAUACAGAAACCAAGCGGCGCACAGAGGAGAUGGCCACUCUGCGGUCAAGCGUGAUGCACCUGUGGAGCGAGGAGGGCCCCGGCCCUACGCUAGGCAGCAGGAGGGUCCUCAUGUCCCUGGUGAGGCAGCAGUUCUUCAUCAAGGACGUGGCCCCUGACGAGGUGGUCCCCGUGAACCACUGGGGCGUGUAUCAGGCCGUGAGGUGGCUGCAGUGGAAAGCGGUCCUCAUGAAGCUGGUGGCCCGGCGGAGGCCGAGGGCGGUCUGGGAGAAGCCCCUCGGCUAGAAGCCCGACCACUAGCUCUCGUCCCUGCCCCUUUCCCAGAAAUAAACAUGCCCGCCCCACGCCUGUCAGAGGCUGGAGUUCCCUCCAGGGGUUCAGGAGGCCCUGGGCAGGGGAGUGGCCAAGAGGACCUUCCCUAGACUCCCAGAACCCCUGCUCCUGUCCUGGCUGCUGAGCCUCAGGCCCCACCGCUCCCCAGGGCCUCCCACCCACAGGCACUGCGGCCCAAGCCCCACCCGGAGCCAACAGCGCGUUAGCUUGGCCACUCAGACGGUGACCCCCUUCCUGCCCCUCCAAGAAAGCCCUCACCCCCAUGGUAGCUGGCCCUGCCACCUGCCGCGGGUGCCACGAGGAGGGGCCACCCUGGGGCCAGCUGGGCGGGCAGUGUGGAGGGCUGCCCUUCACCACUGACUGG